Messenger RNA from Phoenix dactylifera (date palm), 2284 nucleotides. RefSeq lists its product as uncharacterized. Lineage: Eukaryota; Viridiplantae; Streptophyta; Magnoliopsida; Arecales; Arecaceae. Gene Ontology annotation, molecular function: transcription coregulator activity. The record is from RefSeq and is a predicted model, not a curated record. Gene Ontology annotation, biological process: regulation of DNA-templated transcription.
GCCACGGAUUCCAGCUCUUGCCCUCUCAGGCUCUCGCUCUCUUCCGGUGUGGUUGUGGGUGGGGUUGUGCGGGGGUGCAUUAAAUCCCUCCAACCAUCCCUCGGGGGCAGCCUUGCAGAACCACCGGAGGGUAAGCGUCGGGGGAAGGGAGGGAAGGAAGGCUUAUCGGAUCGGCGGGCUUGGAUUUGUCGGGACUGAGGGCGAAAAAGGAAAGGAUUAAGGUAGGGAGCGGGAAAUGCCGAGACCAGGACCUAGGCCAUAUGAGUGUGUGAGGCGCGCCUGGCACAGCGACAGGCACCAGCCCAUUAGAGGAUCUCUCAUCCAAGAAAUCUUCAGGGUGGCGAACGAAGUACACAGUCCCGCCACCCGCAAGAACAAGGAAUGGCAGGAGAAGCUCCCCUUCGUCGUUCUCAAGGCCGAGGAGAUUAUGUACUCCAAAGCCAACUCCGAGGCAGAAUACAUGGACCUGAAGACGCUGCGCGACCGAGCUAACGACGCCAUCGACACCAUCAUUCGCAAGGAUGAAACUACGGAGAGCGGAGACCUCUUGCAGCCCUGCAUAGAAGCGGCGCUUAAUCUGGGCUGCAUUCCCAUAAGAACUUCAAGGAGCCAGCGACACAGCAACCAUGGCGGCUAUUUGAGCUCCACCAUCAAAGAUGUCAUCGCUGCCCCUCUUAAGCUCCCGGACGACGACGACAACAACAACAACAAGAAGUCUCGCAUAGGAUCUUCUGGCCAUCGGUUGGCACCAUCACCUCCUCUUGACCACGUUUCCGCUUCUCAGUUUGCAUCCUGGGGCUCCGCCUUCAUAAAGCCCACCGUUGUACAUCCUGGCAUUCCCGAGGCCAAGUCUGUCAACCCUGAUGCCUCUCAUGAGCAUGAAGAUUCCUUCACCAUAGCUAAUUCCAGUCUCCAUUAUACCUCCAAGCAUUCUCUACUCUCUUGCCAAGAUAGAAUGCCGAACCCAAUGAAUACCUAUACUUGCCCGAGUUUGGGUCAUGUGUAUCCCCUGUACUACAGCCACAACCAACCCAAAACAGUUGCGCAGUUAUCUCAUCAGAGGCCUCAGGACCUCUUUUGUAGCACGGUCACACCCAUGAUGCCUGAUGUUCUGUCCCUCGCCAAGGCUGAGGCAGGCUCUAUGCAGAACGUUCCUGGUAGCAGAAGCACCAUGGAUUCUUUGAAGCAAGUUUCGAACUUCAUAAAAGCAUCUGAGAAUCCACCACACAUUUGUUGUGAUUUGUCACUGCGCCUGGGGCUGCCUUCUUCUCCAUCCUUAGGUGCAGAGGACGCAUGGAAUAAUGAGGUUGAGGAUGUGGGGUCAAGCAGUUCCUGUGAUGAGAGCAAGUUCUACGAUCCUUCUCCUAAAAGAACCAGAGCCUGGAACUUAGAGAGUUCAUUUUCGCCUCCAAAAGAUAAGGGCUUUGAUUUCCUCGCAGUAGAAUCUAUGGACGAGCCAGUGGAGUCGUGUUCAAGUAAGUGGAGUUCAGAGGGCGAAGGCGCAUUGUGUGUCGAGGCUUUUGACAAGUGCAAAGCAACUACGAGUGGUCCAUUCCAUGGUGGGUACUCCAACUGGAGGCAAAAGAUUUCGACUGUCCAGCAAUCCGGCAAAAUGGAGGCACCAAACUCAUAGGAGUAACAAGCGCUGAAAUUGCUUAUGGACCUCUCAGGUAGCAGCACAUCUCCCAAUAAAGAAGUAUCAAGAAACAUCCUUCAGAACCCUUUACUUUCUUAUUUUACAAUUAGUAGAGUAUUGAUGUGCGGAAAUGCAGGACGAAUAGCGGCUCGCAGAGAGCUGCUUGCUUUUGGUAUUGACAUUUGUGGCAUCUGAAGAUUGUCUUAGAUACUAGUACUGUUUGUAAAUUUGAUGCAUUAAAACAUUAGGGCAAUUCUCUGGUUGACCGCUUGCUUGUGUGCGCAUGCAUAUGCACCAGAUAGAAAUCAGCAUUUCACGUUGAGAAGAUGAUUGGCCAUUCACAUUUAUAUGGCAAUGUUUGUGCGUGCGUGCGUGCAGCACCAGAUAAAAAUCAGCAUUUUACAUUGAAAGAUGAUUUGACAUUCAUAUUUAUGUAGUAAUGUUUGGCUUUGUGAGGAACUAGAGGCAGCCUGAAAGAUACUGGGUGUGAAUUAUUACCAUAGUGACAUAUGACUCCGAGUAAAUUCUUGCCUUAGGUGAUGUUAUUGCCUUGUCCAGGCCUCAUGAGCAAUAAAGGCAAAGAAGAUUUUACUUAAAACAGAAAUAUCUAUGAGUGUUCUAUAUAAAUCAUAGAACAAUUCUCGUCAA